CUCUUGUUUUUGUAAGGGUGUGUGGUGAGUGUGGAAGAUCCAGAAAAGAAGUACACUGGAUGGGAACAUCUUGGCAGUGGGUGGCUGUAAAGGAACUUUAUCUCCAGCACCAGGGCUGUGAGGGAGUAUUAAAAGAAAUCCUGCUCAUGAGAGAAAAUAAGAACGCCAAUAUUGUCAGCUACUUAGAAAGCUACCUUGUGGAUGAGGCUGUCCUGCUGGUGUUGGAAUAUAUGGAUGGAGGCUCCUUAGCUGAUGUGGUCACCGUGAGAAGGAUGGCUGUAGGACACAUAGCAACAGUGUGUCGGGAGUGCCUGCAAGGCCUGGCUUUCCUUCAUGCCAAGCAGGUGAUCCACAGAGACAUCAAAAGUGACAACAUCCUUCUGGGCCGGGAUGGCUCCGUCAAGCUGGCUGGGUAUUCCUGCUGA
Molecule: messenger RNA, 425 nt
Organism: Passer domesticus (house sparrow)
Lineage: Eukaryota; Metazoa; Chordata; Aves; Passeriformes; Passeridae
Product: serine/threonine-protein kinase PAK 1-like
Exons: 5
Coding region: 60-425 (121 amino acids)
Biological process (GO): regulation of axonogenesis; regulation of MAPK cascade; protein phosphorylation
Cellular component (GO): cytoplasm
Molecular function (GO): protein serine/threonine kinase activity; ATP binding
Source: RefSeq, a predicted model, not a curated record